Messenger RNA from Cladophialophora bantiana CBS 173.52, 1221 nucleotides. RefSeq lists its product as uncharacterized. The record is from RefSeq and is a predicted model, not a curated record. Lineage: Eukaryota; Fungi; Ascomycota; Eurotiomycetes; Chaetothyriales; Herpotrichiellaceae. The transcript has a single exon. Gene Ontology annotation, biological process: lipid metabolic process. The coding region runs from base 1 to 1221 and encodes 406 amino acids.
AUGGGCAGUAUCGGCAUAGGUUUGAACUCGGUCCUGUGUGUUGUUGUCACUGUCAACUUCAUGCUCUUGCACGACCCCAGGUCGUUCAGAAGACUGGUACUGCGACCGGACGGAGGGACGUCAAGGGCAGAUGGCCGUGCUGAUCCGAGACCAAGUGGUAAUAUGAAUAGUGGACGGCGCACCAAAUACCUCCUUGCUUGGGAGCCCAUGCCUGAAACCAUAUGGCAGAGAUUAUUUUGGAUACUGGACCUCAUCACCAGCAUCCGCGGCGUCCACUGGUCCUGGAGUUCUGCGGCUUCACCUGCAUGUGAUCCUGAUCUGGGCAAGUCGUGUUCGAACCGGACCGCUUCGAUCGCCCGGAAUGUCUCCCGCUUUCUUGUCGACUACUUCCUCAUCGAUCUCAUAAAAUGCGUCAUGAUCGCGGACCCGUACUUCGUCGGUUAUCCCACGCACGGACCACCGCCCCAUCUUUCGCGGUACAUUACGUCUUCAUUAGGGUUAUACACUUACCGCUUGCUUCUCGGCACAGCAGGGAUGUACACGGCGGUCGAUCUGAUAUUCGCCUCUGCAGUCCUCCUGCAGGUCAACAUUCUCGGCCCGGGGAUGCUCGGACUCAAUGCGUCACCUCUCGCAUUCCCACCAAUCUGGGGCAGUCCGUCCGCUGUUCUGCGCAAAGGUCUGCGAGGGUUUUGGGGCGAAUCAUGGCACCAAUUCUUCAGAAAGCACUUUGUGAGCAUUGGGGAUGCUGUUGCCGAGUUUCUGCCAGGCCAUAACGGUCUGGGUUCUUGUGGCUGCCGAUGGUCAGACAACAAGCGACAAAAAUGUCUGAAGCAGUCGGGAGUAAGAGAGACGAUUCGAGUCGUGACCGUGUUCGUCCUCAGCGGGAUAUUGCACGCAUGCGCAAGCCAUACGCUGCUGGGACCUACAAGGCCCCUUGCCACUUUUCUCUUCUUUGCACUUCAGCCGGUUGGUAUGGCCAUCCAAAGCGCUGGCUCCCUACUUUUCGCCAGCUGUUAUCUCUCAAGGCUGCCAGGCCCGUGGACAAUAAUCAUGCGUCAAGGCUCAAAUGCUGUUUUUACCCUUCUGUGGCUUUGGGGAACUGGUGGCAUGUUUUUCGACGACAUGGCCAGCGGUGGUAUGUGGCUGCUGGAUCCCAUACCCAUCAGUCUCAUUCGUGGCCUGGGGCUCAGCAAGGACGACAGAAGGCUCUGGUGCUGGUAA